UGAACGCCCGGGUCAAACGCGAACCCUUCCCUUUGGCUGCUCGCACAGCCAGCCGUGGGUGGGGACAGAGACAGGAGCGAAGCCUUGGCCGAGUGGGCAGAUCUGAGCAAGGAGCGAUUGCUGCAGGGCUGCUGCACACCCGAUGGCUCAGGCUGCAGAGUGAGCGGCGCGCUCCUUCCCCUCCCGGCUGCUCUCGCCUCACGGAGCUGCAGCAUCGAGCCAAGGGUGCCGCAGGCGCCUCCAGCCAUGGCGGGGACCGAAGGCGUCACGGCAGAUGGAGUUCCAACAACUGCCUAUGCUUCUCCAGCUAGGAGUCUGGGAGACCCUGGAAUAACACCACUAUCUCCAUCACAUAUUGCGAACUCAGAUGCGAAUGAUGCAGACGAACAAUCAUUUCUUGUUGUUGUGGCUAUUGAUUUUGGGACAACUUCCAGUGGUUACGCUUACAGCUUCACGAAGGAACCAGAAUGCAUUCAUGUCAUGAGGCGAUGGGAAGGAGGAGACCCUGGAGUGUCCAAUCAGAAGACACCAACAACUAUCCUCUUAACUCCAGAAAGAAAGUUCCACAGUUUUGGUUAUGCAGCCAGAGAUUUCUAUCAUGACCUAGACCCUAAUGAAUCAAAGCACUGGUUGUAUUUUGAGAAGUUUAAGAUGAAGCUGCACACAACUGGAAAUCUCAGUCUGGAAACAGACCUGACAGCUGCAAAUGGCAAGAAAGUCAAAGCACUUGAAAUAUUUGCUUAUGCUCUGCAGUACUUUAAGGAACAAGCAUUAAAGGAGCUGAGUGAUCAGGAAGGUUCAGACUUUGAAAAUUCUGAGGUACGAUGGGUCAUCACUGUGCCAGCCAUUUGGAAGCAGCCUGCUAAGCAGUUUAUGAGGCAAGCUGCGUAUAAGGCAGGAAUGGCAACCUCUGAGAAUCCUGAACAGCUGAUAAUUGCUCUGGAGCCGGAGGCAGCAUCAAUCUAUUGCAGGAAGCUCCGUCUUCAUCAGAUGAUAGACCUGAGCAGCAAAGGACCUGUCAAUGGUUAUAACCCCAGUGACACCAUCAGCACUGGCUUUACUCCAGCUAAAGAACAUAUACGGCGUAACCGGCAGAGCCGCACCUUUUUAGUUGAAAAUGUCAUAGGAGAGAUCUGGUCCGAGCUGGAGGAAGGAGACCGUUAUAUAGUGGUUGACAGUGGAGGAGGGACGGUUGAUGUGACUGUCCACCAGAUAAGAUUACCAGAAGGACACCUGAAGGAACUCUACAAGGCAACUGGCGGGCCAUAUGGUUCUUUAGGUGUGGAUUAUGAAUUUGAAAAACUCCUGUGUAAAAUAUUCGGAGAAGAUUUCAUUGAGCAAUUUAAAAUCAAACGUCCUGCUGCCUGGGUGGAUCUGAUGAUUGCAUUUGAAUCUCGCAAGAGAGCAGCAGCCCCAGACCGGACGAACCCACUCAACAUUACUUUGCCUUUCUCAUUCAUUGAUUAUUAUAAGAAAUUUCGAGGUCACAGUGUGGAGCACGCCUUAAGGAAAAGCAAUGUGGAUUUUGUGAAAUGGUCAUCCCAAGGAAUGCUGAGGAUGAGUCCAGAUGCAAUGAAUGCCCUCUUCAAGCCCACCAUUGACCAAAUCAUACAGCACCUCAGUGAUCUGUUUGGAAAGCCAGAAGUUACUAAUGUGAAAUUCCUGUUCCUGGUGGGUGGAUUUGCUGAAGCUCCGCUACUACAGCAAGCUGUCCAGCAAGCUUUUGGCUCAAAAUGUCGAAUCAUUAUCCCCCAGGAUGUAGGACUUACAAUCCUCAAGGGGGCGGUCUUGUUUGGCCUGGAUCCUGCUGUCAUCAAAGUGCGCCGGUCCCCCCUAACCUAUGGUGUAGGUGUCCUAAAUCGGUAUGUGGAAGGAAAGCACCCUACAGAGAAGCUGCUGGUUAAAGAUGGCACACGCUGGUGCACUGACGUCUUUGACAAGUUCAUCUCUGCUGACCAAUCAGUAGCUCUUGGCGAGACUGUGUCACGCAGUUAUACUCCUGCCAAACCAUCACAGCUGGUCAUUGUGAUCAAUAUUUACAGCUCAGAACAUGAUAACGUCAGAUUCAUAACUGAGCCAGGAGUGAAAAAGUGUGGUACCCUCCGUCUGGAUCUCACUGGAACUGAUAUAUCAGUGCCGAGCCGGCGGGAGAUCAAAACGCUCAUGCAGUUUGGGGACACAGAGAUAAAAGCCAUGGCAAUUGAUGUUGCCACUUCUAAAAGUGUCAAAGCUGGUAUUGAUUUCCUAAACUACUAAUAUUCCUUCCCUGCUCACUGUUAUUUGAAUGCCAAUUUCUCUCAUUUCUCAUGUGUCACCAAAUGGAUUUGAAUUUUAGCUUGACUGACAAGGAUAGCCACAACAAAGGAACACACCAGGCUUCUUCUGUUCUUGAAGUGAUCUUUUCAGGACAACACACACACAGUUAUCAGGUGCUAAACAUUUAAACUGAAUAACCCAAAGUAGCUAAGUAUAUCAUAAGGAUAUAUGCCCUCUUCAUUGGAGAAAUAACUUGUUUUGCUUUACACAUACAUGUGAGUUCUAAUUUUGGCCAGGAAUAUAAAAAAUGAUCUCAUAUUUCUGGUCCUUAAGGGCCCAAUGCAUUAAACAUAUAUGUGGGCCUUUCACUUUGCUAUUUGCAAGUGGUCUCAUGAAUAUCAGUGAGAUCACCUGUGACAGUAAAAUGUCAUUUUUGCAUCAUAGUAAUGUUUUGUGACCUGCUUCUCUAAAAUAGUAGUAUGCUGUGGGAUACUAUUAACACCUCUGGAUGCUUGUUGGUGAUUAGCAUCAAUCACUUCUGACAUUUACAUAUUUAAAUAAGAAUGCUGGAUUCUAAAUAUCUGGCCAUCUAUUUUAAAGGAUAUUUAUAAACGAGGUCUAUGGAUUGGCUUUCUUUAUUAAUAGGAGGUUUAUUCUAUAAAGACAUAGAAUGUUUGCCUUGGCAUUUAUUUUUGUUUGCUUCUGCUGAGGAAAAAAAAAUUCCAAGCUGCAAAACAUAAUUGUCUCUUUUUUAAAAAAUUCCAUUAACUAGAAAAGUCUUAGAAAGGGAUUCUUGCAACCCUUCCUUUAAUUUUGUAGGUAUUUCCACAUCAUAUCUUCCUUCUGCUUUUUACCUAACACUGGCUAUCCUGUUUGUGGGCAUACUUCCUGUAAAAACAAACAAUGGAAUACAGCAGCAGCAGACAGAUUCUCAGGUUGAAGAAAGUUAAAAGUAAUUUUAAUUGCCUAUCAAGUAAAGAUAUUCUGCUGGUCCCACAGAAUGUAAGGUCAUUAUAGUUAUUGGACCAAUCUAGUGUACUUACUGAUGAAAAAUUUAUAUACACUUUAAAGUUACUCAAAAUUCUUCACCAAACACGAUAUAGAGAUUAUUCUCAGAUGUACCAUUUAUUCACAAUGUUUACAGCCCCUUGUCUUCCACUGAUAUAACUGUAUAUUUAGAGUUGCAUAAUCUGGGUAUUUUCCUUAUGAAGUGUGCCGUUUCCAGUAUUCUUCUUCACCAGCUUUCUUACCUCUGUGACAAACUGCGUUAAGAAGAAACUAUAACUUGUGCCUCCAAAAGAGGGACAAAACAGCAAAUAAUUCCCCAAAGUCAAGCUGUGUUGCAUGUGGCCAGUAGAGGGAGCACAAACAGCACUUCUGCAUAUUGUUGAAUGACUUCCAAGAGUAGGGACGGAUCUGAAAAUGUUCAGAGAUGCCGUCAGUGCUCCCAGCUUCAAAAAUGAUGUGCAGCUGACUGGACUAGAGCUCUUCCAAGCAUGAAGUAGAACAGCUGCUCAGGAUCAGCCCCCACACCAACGCUGCUUUAAACUGAAAACAGGAUGGGGCUACCUCUCUGUCGUAACCGGCUGGUCUUGAAUGUCCUGCCAUUUAGAGAAGCCCAAGUUUCACUUCAUCACAGCAAAUCCAGUGAUUGUGAUUAGGGGAAAUUUGGUGAAAAUACACUUCAUAUUGGGCGGGUGACGGCAACCUCCAGGCAGUGUGGCUUAAAUUCAUUGCAUGGGGUUGUUUCUGUUGCCACCCCCAGAAAAAAAUAGAUCGGAUGUCAGACCUCCAACAUCAAGCAAAAGACUCAGAUGAAUCUGCUGUUAUGAGCUGCAAAAUGCUGUCUUUUUUAAAAGAGUGUUUUGGGAACAAAAGAUUUCUCAUGUCAUCUGUAAAAAAAACCCAUUAAGCUCUCAAGAUCCUAGAAGGUUUAUUGUUUUGUUGAAUCCUGUUCCUAUUAGCUAUGCAUCAGUGAAAAGCCAUAGAUUCCCUUUGUUUAUUUUUUUUAAGUACAAUUUUUCUGUCAGAUGCUUAAGAAAUAUUUUGGGCCAAGACUGCAUUGUACAAACAAUAUUUUAAAUUUUCUGUAAAGAGUAAAAGGGGCCUUUCAUUAAUAUUUAUUCUAUUAUACAGUUCCCUGCUAGAAUGUGAAUAAGCUUUGCUGAAUUAAGUAUUGAAGGGAAAUUCUAGCGUGAAUACGUCUUUUGAAAAAGUCUAUUCUGACUUGCUGUUUCUUGAAUAAUUAUUCUUCUGGAAUAAUUAGAAAGUAUGCAUGCUGGCAAUCUCUUUUAUACUAUCCACUGUGUCUUUUAAUAGUUUUUUUUUUUUUUUUGCUUGUGACUGUGUGUCCUUCUAUGGUUUAAAAAAGUAAUUUCUUAGUUAUGAACAAAAUCAUUUGAUGUAUAUACAAUAUUUAAAUAUUAUACAGACAGUUUCUUCAUGAAAUGCUAUUUUCUUGUACAGGAUGCUUUACCCCUGUUGAUUUAUAUUUAGUGGUUAAUUUUAAAUAACAUAGUUCUCAGUCUGUUUCGGUAAUUAUAGGCUUUAAACAUGGCAAGAUAUGAAAUGCACAAAGCUGAUCUUAUAAUAAGGGGAGAGGUAUGUCAGCGUGUCAGACAAUACCAUGUUCUUCUUCUUGCUACGCAAAUAAUAGCAUACAGACUCUAGCUGCUGGGUUUUUCUUUUUCUUUCUCUCUCUAUCUCUCUUAUUUGCUUUAAUGGGCUUAAUUCCAUUUAAAGGGCUUCAUAGGAAUGACAGUACAUCUACAUUUUCCUCUCAUAAAAAAAAUAGGUAAUAAUUUAGGAUGUAGGACAUUUAUUGAAUUCUCUGUAUGAGGUCCAGUUUUAAAGCAUCCUUCCCCCACCCCCAAACGAUCUAGGAAACUGCUAAACUAGUUUGGUGUGGCGGUUAUAGUAUCAGAUGAGUUAGGAAAAAUCGAUCCAAUUUCAAAUCCCCACUCUGCCAUAACUCACUGUAUGGCCUUAGGCCUCUCUUUUUCUCACUCUAGUCUACCUCACGUUGUUGUGAGGAAAAAUGGCAGAGUGAAGAGCCAGAUAUGUCAUCCUGAGCUGCUGAAAGAAAAAAGCUAUAACUCACUAAGUUAGACACAGGCCACCAGUCACCUCUGGCAGUUCCAUCAAACUCAAUAAAACUUUCCUGAUUGCCCCGGAGUAUAAAGAGGUGGGGAGGAUGUCAGCUAUGUGGCUGGUGGAGAGCAGUUUCCCCCACCACUUGCUAGAACACACUGCAAAAAUGGUGAGAAGCCAGAUGAACUGAGAGGAUCAGUAGUAUGGUCACCACCAAAUCAUGCAGCAUUUAAUGGUGUACCCCUAGAGUGGGCAAAACACCAGCCACUCUGGAUUAUUAUGUCUUCUGUCAACACUGUCUAUUUUUUAGUGCCUGGAAAUAGAAUGGCUGUCCAAGAGCCAUAUGAACCAGCAAGGCUUUGAAGAUAGAACUUUCUUUAGGGAUGUCUUCAACUUCUGACUUUUCACAGCUUUUUAAUUGUCUUGGAAUUACAAUAUUCCAUUUGUCAUUCACCACACUGUCUAUUCUGUGCCAGAAAGCAACUCUAGACCUCUUCCACACAUGCAGAGUAAUGCACUUUCAAUCCACUUUCACAAUUAUUUGCAAAUGGAUUUUACUAUUCUGCACAGUAAAAUCAAGCUGCAAAGUGCACUGAAAGUGAAUUAUUCUGCGUGUGCAGAAGAGGCCUCAGAUAGCAUAAGCCCAAAACAGACAGUUGCUUUGAUUGUUGUUAGAAUUUCAUAAAACCUUUGUGAGGCUGCCCUCUGUUUUAAUCCACAUCUAGGUUGGAAAGAAGUUUCUUACAGGAAUUCCUAAGGAAUACACAGCAAAGGUUGUGAAAUAAACCCUGCUACUGGAACUUUUUUGUUUAAAAAAAAUUAAGAGAAAUCUCUGAGCAAUGCUUCCCAACCCUUUCAAUGUAUUUGUCUGCAGACAGUAUAAUGUCAUCUAUAAGUGCUUGCUUAACUCCAAUUUUGUGUACCUGGAAUCUUCUGUGGUUCACCAAACUGCAAUUUAUGUCACAUAUGCAAGAUCAUUUGUGGAUUAGUUAACAUGUUAAACUUCCCUUUGUCAACCUAACCAGAUAAAUGUAACAGUGUAAAAAGAUGCAUUUUUUCAUC
Molecule: messenger RNA, 6408 nt
Organism: Sphaerodactylus townsendi
Lineage: Eukaryota; Metazoa; Chordata; Lepidosauria; Squamata; Sphaerodactylidae
Gene: HSPA12A
Product: heat shock protein family A (Hsp70) member 12A
Exons: 12
Coding region: 247-2256 (669 amino acids)
Source: RefSeq, a predicted model, not a curated record